CCGCGCGCCGGGUCGGAGCCGGUGCGGGAGCGGAGCCGCGCGAAGCCGGCAGGAGCACGCGGGAGCGCGGCCCCGCAGUGGCCAGGCCCGAGAGAGCAGCGCGCAGGAGCCGGAGCGGCGCCACGGCCCCCACCCCAGCGCGGACCUCGCCCGGAGCUCGGACCCCGUCCUCGAAGCGUGAUCUCUCCCGCCUCGCACGCCCUGGCCGCCGGGCCGCGGGCAUGGACGGCGUCCGCUCGCCCUAGAUGGACGGCGAUGGCGGCCGCCGAGACGCCCCCGGCACGCUGAUGGAGCCCGGGCGCGGCGCGGGACCCGCGGGCAUGGCGGAGCCUCGGGCGAAGGCGGCGCGGCCGGGGCCCCAGCGCUUCCUGCGGCGCAGCGUGGUAGAGUCGGACCAGGAGGAGCCGCCGGGCUUGGAGGCAGCCGAGGCGCCGGGCCCGCAGCCCCCGCAGCCCCUGCAGCGCCGGGUGCUUCUGCUCUGCAAGACGCGCCGCCUCAUCGCGGAGCGCGCCCGCGGACGCCCCGCCGCCCCCGCGCCCGCAGCGCCGGUAGCGCAGCCGGGAGCCCCCGGAGCCCCCGCGGACGCCGGCCCCGAGCCCGUGGGCACGCAGGAGCCCGGCCCGGACCCCAUCGCGGCCGCUGUCGAAACCGCGCCUGCCCCCGACGGCGGCCCCAGGGAGGAGGCGGCGGCGACCGUGAGGAAGGAGGAUGAGGGGGCGGCGGAGGCGAAACCUGAGCCCGGGCGCACUCGCCGGGACGAGCCCGAAGAGGAGGAGGACGACGAGGACGACCUCAAGGCCGUGGCCACCUCUCUGGACGGCCGCUUCCUCAAGUUCGACAUCGAGCUGGGCCGCGGUUCCUUCAAGACGGUCUACAAGGGGCUGGACACGGAGACCUGGGUGGAGGUGGCCUGGUGUGAGCUGCAGGACCGGAAGCUCACCAAGCUGGAGCGGCAGCGGUUCAAGGAAGAGGCUGAGAUGCUGAAAGGCCUGCAGCACCCCAACAUCGUGCGCUUCUACGACUUCUGGGAGUCUAGCGCCAAGGGCAAGCGGUGCAUUGUGCUGGUGACGGAGCUGAUGACCUCAGGGACGCUGAAGACGUACCUGAAGCGGUUCAAGGUGAUGAAGCCCAAGGUUCUCCGCAGCUGGUGCCGGCAGAUCCUGAAGGGCCUGCUGUUCCUGCACACAAGGACACCACCCAUCAUCCACCGAGACCUGAAAUGUGACAAUAUUUUUAUCACCGGACCAACUGGGUCUGUGAAGAUUGGCGACUUGGGCCUGGCCACUCUGAAAAGAGCGUCAUUUGCCAAAAGUGUGAUAGGUACUCCCGAGUUCAUGGCGCCCGAGAUGUACGAGGAGCACUACGAUGAGUCCGUGGACGUCUAUGCCUUUGGGAUGUGCAUGCUGGAGAUGGCCACCUCGGAGUACCCCUACUCGGAGUGCCAGAACGCGGCCCAGAUCUACCGCAAGGUCACCUGUGGUAUCAAGCCGGCCAGCUUUGAGAAAGUGCACGAUCCUGAAAUCAAGGAGAUUAUUGGGGAGUGUAUCUGCAAAAACAAGGAGGAAAGGUACGAGAUCAAAGACCUGCUGAGCCACGCCUUCUUCGCAGAGGACACGGGCGUGAGGGUGGAGCUCGCGGAGGAGGACCACGGCAGGAAGUCCACCAUCGCCCUGAGGCUCUGGGUGGAAGACCCCAAGAAACUGAAGGGAAAGCCCAAGGACAAUGGAGCCAUAGAGUUCACCUUCGACCUGGAGAAGGAGACGCCGGAUGAGGUGGCCCAAGAGAUGAUUGAGUCUGGAUUCUUCCACGAGAGUGACGUCAAGAUCGUGGCCAAGUCCAUCCGUGACCGCGUGGCCUUGAUCCAGUGGCGGCGGGAGAGGAUCUGGCCCGUGCUGCAGCCCAAGGAGCAGCAGGAUGUGGGCAGCCCGGACAAGGCCAGGGGUCCGCCGGUGCCCCUGCAGGUCCAGGUGACCUACCAUGCACAGGCUGGGCAGCCCGGGCCACCAGAGCCCGAGGAGCCGGAGGCCGACCAGCACCUCCUGCCACCUACGUUGCCGACCAGCGCCACCUCCCUGGCCUCGGACAGCACCUUCGACAGCGGCCAGGGCUCUACCGUGUACUCGGACUCGCAGAGCAGCCAGCAGAGCGUGGUGCUUGGCUCCCUUGCCGACGCAGCGCCGCCCCCGGCCCAGUGUGUGUGCAGCCCCCCUGUGAGCGAGGGGCCCGUCCUGCCACAGAGCCUGCCCUCGCUGGGGGCCUACCAGCAGCCCACGGCUGCACCUGGCUUGCCGGUGGGCUCUGUCCCGGCCCCCGCCUGCCCUCCGUCCCUCCAGCAGCACUUCCCGGAUCCGGCCAUGAGCUUCGCCCCCGUGCUGCCGCCGCCCAGCACCCCCGUGCCCACGGGCCCAGGCCAGCCAGCACCCCCCGGCCAGCAGCCUCCUCCGCUGGCCCAGCCGACACCCCUGCCGCAGGUCCUGGCCCCACAGCCCGUGGGCCCCCUCCAGCCGGUUCCCCCCCACCUGCCACCGUACCUGGCUCCAGCCUCCCAGGUGGGGGCCCCCGCUCAGCUGAAGCCCCUCCAGAUGCCACAGGCGCCCCUGCAGCCGCUUGCUCAAGUCCCUCCGCAGAUGCCCCCGAUUCCUGUUGUACCCCCCAUCACACCCCUGGCGGGAAUCGACGGCCUCCCUCCGGCCCUCCCAGACCUGCCGACCGCGACCGGGCCUCCCGUGCCACCACCUCAGUAUUUCUCUCCAGCCGUGAUCUUGCCGAGCCUCGCUGCCCCACUCCCCGCUGCAUCCCCAGCCUUGCCUCUGCAGGCUGUGAAGCUGCCCCACCCCUCUGGGGCACCCCUGGCCAUGCCCUGCCGGACCAUUGUGCCAAAUGCACCGGCCACUAUCCCCCUGCUGGCCGUAGCCCCACCGGGCGUGGCUGCCCUGUCCAUUCAUUCUGCCGUGGCCCAGCUCCCAGCCCAACCUGUGUACCCAGCGGCCUUCCCACAGAUGGCGCCUACUGAUGUCCCUCCUUCCCCCCACCACACGGUGCAGAAUAUGAGGGCCACCCCUCCACAGCCGGCACUGCCUCCGCAACCCACACUGCCCCCACAACCCGUGCUGCCCCCGCAACCCAUGCUGCCCCCACAACCUGUGCUGCCCCCGCAGCCGGCACUGCCUGUGCGCCCUGAGCCCCUCCAGCCCCACCUUCCUGAACAAGCUGCUCCAGCUGCUGCACCAGGGAGCCAGAUUCUGCUUGGCCACCCAGCUCCCUAUGCUGUGGACGUCACCGCUCAGGUCCCCACCGUGCCUGUGCCACCGGCUGCGGUCCUCUCCCCGCCUCUGCCAGAAGUGCUGCUGCCUGCUGCCCCUGAGCUCCUGCCUCAGUUCCCCAGCUCCCUGGCCACGGUGUCUGCCUCUGUGCAGAGUGUGCCCACCCAGACUGCCACACUUCUGCCACCAGCAAACCCGCCGCUGCCUGGCGGGCCCGGGAUCGCCAGCCCUUGCCCAACUGUCCAGCUGACGGUGGAACCAGUCCAAGAGGAGCAGGCCUCACAGGACAAGCCGCCCGGCCUCCCGCAGAGCUGUGAGAGCUAUGGAGGUUCUGAUGUCACUUCUGGAAAAGAGCUGAGUGACAGCUGUGAAGGCGCCUUUGGAGGGGGCAGGCUGGAGGGCAGGGCAGCCCGAAAACACCACCGCAGGUCCACGCGUGCGCGCUCCCGGCAGGAGAGGGCCAGCCGGCCCCGGCUUACCAUCUUGAACGUGUGCAACACUGGGGACAAGAUGGUGGAGUGCCAGCUGGAGACGCACAACCACAAGAUGGUGACCUUCAAGUUCGACUUGGACGGGGACGCACCCGAUGAAAUUGCCACGUAUAUGGUGGAGCAUGACUUUAUCCUGCAGGCCGAGCGGGAAACGUUCAUCGAGCAGAUGAAGGAUGUCAUGGACAAGGCAGAGGACAUGCUCAGCGAGGACACAGACGCCGACCGUGGCUCCGACCCAGGGACCAGCCCGCCACACCUCAGCACCUGCGGCCUGGGCACCGGGGAGGAGAGCCGACAAUCCCAAGCCAACGCCCCCGUGUAUCAGCAGAAUGUCCUGCACACCGGGAAGAGGUGGUUCAUCAUCUGUCCGGUGGCUGAGCACCCCGCCCCCGAGGCCCCUGAAUCUUCGCCCCCACUUCCUCUAAGCUCCCUGCCGCCAGAAGCCAGCCAAGAUUCAGCACCCUAUAAAGACCAGCUGUCCUCGAAGGAACAACCCGGCUUUCUAGCCGGUCAGCAGCUCCUGAGCCAGGCGGGCCCCAGCAACCCUCCUGGGGCACCCCCAGCCCCUUUGGCCCCCUCCUCCCCUCCUGUGACUGCUCUGCCCCAAGAUGGAGCAGCUCCAGCCACCAGCACCAUGCCAGAGCCAGCGUCAGGAACUGCCAUCCAGGCAGGGGGUCCAGGGACACCUCAGGGGCUGACCAGUGAGCUCGAGACGUCUCAGCCACUAGCGGAGACUCACGAGGCCCCGCUUGCUGUGCAGCCCCUCGUGGUGGGCCUAGCACCUUGCACUCCAGCUCCAGAGGCUGCCUCAACCAGGGACGCCAGUGCCCCAAGGGAGCCCCUGCCACCUCCUGCGCCUGAGCCCAGCCCCCACAGCGGGACCCCACAGCCCGCCUUGGGUCAGCCUGCUCCCCUGCUUCCUGCCGCAGUGGGGGCUGUCAGCCUGGCCACCUCCCAGCUCCCAAGCCCACCCCUGGGGCCCACCGUCCCCCCACAGCCACCCUCAGCCCUGGAGUCGGAUGGGGAAGGGCCGCCCCCCAGGGUGGGCUUUGUGGACAGCACCAUCAAGAGCCUGGACGAGAAGCUGCGGACUCUGCUCUACCAGGAGCACGUGCCCACCUCCUCAGCCUCAGCUGGGACCCCUGUGGAGGUGGGCGACAGAGACUUCACCCUGGAGCCCCUGAGAGGGGACCAGCCCCGCUCAGAGGUCUGCGGGGGGGACCUGGCCCUGCCCCCAGUGCCUAAGGAGGUGGUCUCAGGGCGUGCCCAGCUGCCCCAGCCCUUGAUGGAGAAGUCAGAACUGGCCCCCACUCGAGGGGCCGUGAUGGAGCAGGGCACGUCUUCGUCAAUGACAGCAGAGUCGUCUCCCAGGAGUAUGCUGGGCUAUGACAGAGAUGGAAGGCAGGUGGCCUCAGACUCCCAUGUGGUCCCCAGCGUCCCCCAGGAUGUACCUGCUUUUGUGAGACCUGCACGUGUGGAGCCCACAGACAGGGAUGGUGGAGUCGCUGGAGAAAGCUCAGCAGAGCCCCCGCCAAGUGACAUGGGCAUUUCCACAGUGGGGGGCCAGGCUAGCCACCCCCAGACACUUGGCGCUCGAGCUUCGGGGUCCCCUUGGAAACGUCCAGAGCAGCAGGAUGUCAGCUCACCAGCCAAGACUGUGGGCCGUUUCUCGGUGGUCAGCACUCAGGACGAGUGGACCCUGGCCUCCCCCCACAGCCUGAGAUACUCUGCCCCACCCGACGUCUACCUGGACGAGGCCCCCUCCAGCCCCGACGUGAAGCUGGCAGUGCGGCGGGCGCAGACGGCCUCCUCCAUCGAGGUCGGCGUGGGCGAGCCCGUGUCCAGCGACUCUGGGGACGAGGGCCCUCGGGCGAGACCCCCGGUGCAGAAGCAGGCAUCCCUGCCCGUGAGUGGCAGCGUGGCUGGCGACUUCGUGAAGAAGGCCACCGCCUUCCUGCAGAGGCCUUCUCGGGCCGGCUCGUUGGGCCCCGAGACACCCAGCAGGGUGGGCAUGAAGGUCCCCACGAUCAGCGUGACCUCCUUCCAUUCCCAGUCAUCCUACAUCAGCAGCGACAAUGAUUCGGAGCUCGAGGAUGCUGACAUAAAGAAGGAGCUGCAGAGUCUGCGGGAGAAGCACCUGAAGGAGAUCUCGGAGCUGCAGAGCCAGCAGAAGCAGGAGAUCGAAGCUCUGUACCGCCGCCUGGGCAAGCCACUGCCCCCCAACGUGGGCUUCUUCCACACGGCACCCCCAACUGGCCGCCGGAGAAAAACCAGCAAGAACAAGCUGAAGGCGGGCAAGCUGCUAAAUCCCCUGGUGCGGCAGCUCAAGGUCGUGGCCUCCAGCACAGGUCACUUGGCUGACUCCAGCAGAGGCCCUCCCGCUAAGGACCCUGCCCAAGCCAGUGUGGGGCUCACUGCAGACAGCACGGGCCUGAGUGGGAAGGCAGUGCAGACCCAGCAGCCCUGCUCCGUCCGGGCCUCCCUGUCUUCGGACAUCUGCUCCGGCUUAGCCAGUGAUGGAGGCGGAGCGCGUGGCCAAGGCUGGACGGUUUACCACCCAACGUCUGAGAGAGUGACCUAUAAGUCUAGUAGCAAACCUCGUGCUCGAUUCCUCAGUGGACCCGUAUCUGUGUCCAUCUGGUCUGCCCUGAAGCGUCUCUGCCUAGGCAAAGAACACAGCAGUAGGUCCUCCACCAGCAGCCUGGCCCCAGGCCCUGAGCCAGGCCCCCAGCCCGCCCUGCACGUCCAGGCGCAGGUGAACAACAGCAACAACAAGAAGGGUACCUUCACGGACGACCUGCACAAGCUGGUGGACGAGUGGACGAGCAAGACGGUGGGGGCCGCGCAGCUGAAGCCCACGCUCAACCAGCUGAAGCAGACCCAGAAGCUGCAAGACAUGGAGGCCCAGGCAGGCUGGGCUGCCCCUGGCGAGGCGCGGGCUAUGACCGCACCUCGAGCAGGAGUGGGGAUGCCACGUCUGCCCCCAGCGCCCAGCCCUCUGUCCACCACGGUCAUUCCCGGAGCCGCCCCGACCCUGUCCGUGCCCACACCAGAUCCUGAGAGUGAGAAGCCUGACUGACCCCGCCUAGACGCCAGGCCCACUUCACGCCGUCUAAGUGGAGAAGUGACGGACCCUCAGGGCCAGCUGCUCCUCCUGUCCAGUUCACGCUGUUUUGUAACCACUUUCUAAGCAUUUUUUAUUCACAAUUGGAAACACAAAUGUAAUGCAAGAAUAAAAAAUAUUUUGGGGCAGAAAGGACUUUGGUUUUUCAAACUAUUUCCUCUCUGGUGGCCCUCGGCCAGCCAGGUGACUGGGAUGUGACGGGGGUGGGGGGACAUUCCCAGGACCCUGGCACGCUCAGGAUAGCCCUGUUCUCUGCAGGGCCCUGGAGGUGGCGGCCCCGGGGAGGCUGAUCUCCAAGUCCCCCCGAUGCCAGCUGGCACGGACUCGGGGUCCUGGGUGCCUCCUGGCCUUUGCUCACAGAGCUCCAUGAGGCAGACCCUUCCCUCUGGUCUUUGGAGGCUUGAAGUCACCCACCACCCCCACACCCACCUCCCAGGCACCCUCCUUCCAGAAUUCACCUGCACUGGCAGGGAAAACACCAGUGGCCUGGGGCCAGAAACCUCUGGCUGUGGGGUGGCAGGUCUGAGACCACUGGCUCCUUGGAGGGCUGCAUACCCCCCACUCGUGGGAGGGGUCCUAAGUGUGAGAAACGAGGAACGUUGACAUGGCCUCACCAAGGAAACGUGCCGUGGUAAGGUCCCCACACCCUAGCCUGGCCAGCAGGCACAGGGGCCUUAUGCUGGGUCCAGAGGUCUAGGGAGAAUUUGGGGUCCCAUGCAUCACAAUGAAAAAGCAUUGCAUCUCUAUUUUCAUUAAUGUCUAACUGCAAUUUAGCAUUUCCUCCACUAACAGCACCUGGACUUCAUCACCACUAGACACCACAGAUAUUGCUGUGCCAUGCCAUUUACAUCCAUGACACAGUGCCCUUCCCUGAGAUGUAAAACUGUCCAGCCAGCUGAUAGAGCGGCGCUGCCUGCCUAUCUCAAACAUGAGUCUUCAGGGCACAGUGACGCUGCUUCCCCACGGGAGUGUCGGAGAUGCCAUCCCGCUGUGUGCGGGUGACCUCGGAGUCCUGGCUCUUCUCCGUGUGAUCAGCAGGGUAGGCCUCCUCCAAGCCUCAGCUGGGAGCAGGGAUGGCACGGUGCUAGGAACAUGGCUUCCCUUGGUCUUAGUUUGUGUUCUCUUCUGUUGGUGGCUCAUGUGACUGGUUUUCUGUGGACCAUAGUAAUGCAGUUUGCCUUUUCUUUUUUUUUUUUUUUUCUUCUUUUUUUAAUGAGACCGAGUCUUGCUCUGUUGCCCAGGCUGGAGUGCAGUGAUGCAAAUUCAGCUCACUGCAACCUCCGCCUCCUGGGUUCAAGUGAUUCUUCUGCCUCAGCCUCCUGAGUAGCUGGGAUUACACGUGUGCGCCACCAUCACACCUGGCUAAUUUUUGUAUUUUUAGUAGAGAUGGAGUUUCAGCGUGUUGGCUAGGCUGGUCUCAAACUCUUGACCUCGUGAUCCGCCCGCCUUGGCCUCACAAAGUGUUAGGAUUACAGGCGUGAGCCACCGUGCCCGGCCGCAGUUUGCCUUUCAAACUGCACAUUUAUUUUAAUCAUUUUCUUUAAGUGAAUAAUAGUAUAAAUGUCAAUGGUAAAAUUUGGUGGUAGUAUGGUAGUAAAUAGUAGUACAAUGGUCAAUGAAAUGAUAAUGGUCAAGCCAGCACCCUCUGGGGAGAUUCUGCACAGUGCACUUCCAGGACUCUGGGGCCCCGAAUCCCAGCUUCAUCUGCUGCUCAGAACCACCUAGCAGCCCUCCAGGGCCGCUAGGAAAAGGCCCCAAGCCUCAGCCACAGAAUCCAAGGCUCUUGGUGUUCAGCCUCACCCACUAGACGCGUCCCUGCUUCAGGCUUCACUGCUGCUGCACAGCGUGCCAGCUGGGCCCGGAUAUUCUUUUUUUUUUUUUUUUUUUUGAGAUGGAGUCUCGC
Molecule: messenger RNA, 8781 nt
Organism: Pan troglodytes (chimpanzee)
Lineage: Eukaryota; Metazoa; Chordata; Mammalia; Primates; Hominidae
Gene: WNK2
Product: WNK lysine deficient protein kinase 2
Exons: 30
Coding region: 246-6833 (2195 amino acids)
Biological process (GO): protein phosphorylation
Molecular function (GO): protein serine/threonine kinase activity; ATP binding
Source: RefSeq, a predicted model, not a curated record